AUGGAAUCACUGAAUUCAUCUCGUGGCAGAUCCUCUUCCUCCUAUCGCUCCUUGGCCCAUUAUAGCUCCUCCAGUAGUUUUCGGUCCGAGGGCUCACAGUCCGGAUCGUGUGACUCCCUGGAGGCACUUUUAGAGCCUUUUCUUGAUUCGGGGAACUCACCCUGCCUGUUUUGUCAAGAAGUCCACGGUGGGUCCGCUUGCCAGUCCCCCUUCGGCAGGCACAGCAGAUCCUCUUAUGGCCUCACUGCUCCAGUGAGUGGCGCUGUCCCAAUCUCUCAGACAGGUUCUGAAUGUGUGCAGUGUGUCGGAGAUGGCUACUCCAUGUCCGCUGAUCUCAGCCAGUUUGAGCCGCAUGAUGUUGUGGUGAUGGCGUAUCACCAACAUGUCGUCAUCCAUGCGGAGAAGGUGACAGAAGAUGGACACGUCAGUGACACAUUCACACAGAAAUCCUUGCUCCCCAAGGACAUGAACCCUCUUUCUGUCCGUGGGACCUUUAACCGAGAUGGCAUCCUGGUUGUGAGAGUCAGCCGGCUCGACCUUCUAGUUGGAAAGGAUCCUCCUAUACUUCCUAUGUACUGAAGUGAAGCUCACCUUUAACAAUUUACUCAAAAUUCGGCCUUGAUCUCAGCUUUUGCCAUGUUGAGAGAAUAAUACUUUUUGUAGUACUUAGUCUUUUUUAAUUAUGCUUCUUAUAAGUCAUUGAUGGAUGACUCAAGCUCACGACCAUUACUUGCCACUACUUACAAUAA
This is a messenger RNA of Syngnathoides biaculeatus (alligator pipefish), 749 nucleotides long. Its product is annotated as heat shock protein beta-7-like. The coding region runs from base 1 to 579 and encodes 192 amino acids. The record is from RefSeq and is a predicted model, not a curated record. The transcript is spliced from 3 exons. Lineage: Eukaryota; Metazoa; Chordata; Actinopteri; Syngnathiformes; Syngnathidae.